This is a messenger RNA of Leptidea sinapis, 4215 nucleotides long. RefSeq names its product fatty acyl-CoA reductase wat-like. Bases 126 to 2006 code for a protein of 626 amino acids. Gene Ontology annotation, cellular component: peroxisome. Gene Ontology annotation, biological process: long-chain fatty-acyl-CoA metabolic process. Gene Ontology annotation, molecular function: alcohol-forming very long-chain fatty acyl-CoA reductase (NADP+) activity. NCBI's taxonomy places the organism in Eukaryota, Metazoa, Arthropoda, Insecta, Lepidoptera, Pieridae. The transcript is spliced from 15 exons. The record is from RefSeq and is a predicted model, not a curated record.
GUAACAUGUUUAUUAAUGUAUUGUUCACGAUCGGGUUGGGCUUGGUGUCGCUCAGUUCAUUGUGGCGUGACGAACUCACCAGCUAGGUUUUUAGUUACUACAGUUUACCUCCUAUAUCAGUAAAAAUGAAUUUCGGAGCAAAACCGUCCCCAAUUUCCAAUACGGAUCUGACCAGAGAGAAGAUAUAUAGUUGGAGCAAUGACCUGGAGAAACAGGGGAAGAGCAAUGUCGACGUGUAUGGUAGAGGACCAGCAGACCAGCUGCAGGAGUUGGAGAAAGUUAGAAGCAUCAGCAGGCAAUUGCAGCAGAGCUUGACUGAGUUAGAGAACACAAUUCGCGUCCCGGACGUGGAGAACGAAGCCAUGAACCCAACCGCUCCCAUUCUGGACUUCUCGGAAGACCACGAGUUCGUGUCUGCCAAUCAACUGAAUGACUAUUAUGCCCAGGAAGAUGAGGCUGACGCCAAGGAAGAGGAGAAGAGGAGACUCACCAAGGGUAACGCUCCGCGAACAGAUAUCCAGCAGUUUUAUAAGGAUCAGUGUGUGUUUGUUACGGGUGGUACUGGGUUUUUGGGCAAAGUGCUUAUUGAGAAGCUACUCCGAGCAUGCGGUGAUCUGGACACCAUCUACGUUCUGGUCAGGCCGAAGAGAGGAGUUCCACCUCACGAGCGACUACAGAGUAUGCUGGAUGACUUUUUAUUUCACCGGGCUAAUAAAGAGAAUCCAAAAGGGAUCUAUAAGGUGGUACCAAUUAUUGGAGACAUGCAGAAACCGGGACUGGGCCUGAGUAACGAAGACCGAAAACUUCUCACUUCCAGGGUUAGCAUCAUCAUAAAUUCGGCAGCCACAGUAAAGUUCGACGAGAAGCUGUCAACGGCAGUUGGCAUCAACGUAAAGGGAACCAAGGAGGUGCUGCAGCUUGCUAAGGAGUGCAAGAUGCUGAAGGCCUUCACUCACGUGUCCACAGCCUUCUCGCAGACACACAUGCAGAAGAUUGAAGAGAAAUUCUACGAGCCUCCAAUGUCGGUGAGUGCUGUCGAGGCUGUCGCAGAACUGGAUGAUGACCUGAUUGAGUCCAUUCUACCCGCUAUUCUCGGCAAACGUCCAAAUACAUACUGCUUGACAAAGGCGAUCGCGGAAGAGGCUGUGCGGAAGUGUGGUGAAGGGAUGCCGAUAUGUAUCUUCAGACCUUCGAUAGUGAUAUCAACGUAUGAAGAGCCAGUGCGAGGAUGGACAGACAGUGUGUACGGACCCACAGGCCUUGUGGUUGGCAUCGGUACCGGGGUUCUGCGCACGAUGUACAUGGACUUAGAGAAGGUUGCUGAUAUGGUUCCAGUGGACCUCACAGUCAACGCCAUUAUAGCAUCCACUUUCCAGACAGCGCAGCACUUCAAGGAAAACCAAACAUCCAACAUUCCGAUAUACAACUUCGUGUCUGGUGCUCAGCAGCCAGUUACUUGGGGAGAAUUUAUAGAAUCCAACAGAAGACACGGUACCAAGAAACCAACCACUAAAGCAGUCUGGUACUAUGGUUUAAACCCUACACGUAACUACUACAUGUUCCUGUUCUACAACCUCUUUCUCCACUACCUUCCUGCCUUACUUAUCGAUUCCUUCUGCGUACUCACUGGAAGAAAGAGAAGCAUGUUGAAGUUUUACAACAAGAUCACAAAACUCGCCAACAUACUGUUCUACUUCUCGACUCAAGACUGGCAGUUCAGUGAUGCCAACGUGCAGCAGAUGUGGCAUUCGAUGUCCAGCGGUGACAAGACAGUGUUUCCCUUCAACAUGGCUGACAUGUCCUGGGAGUAUAUGGCUGAGACUUUCUUAUUAGGCUUACGUGUGUAUCUGGUGAAAGAUGACCUAUCGUCUCUUCCUGAAGCCAAAAAGAAGUGGAACAGGUUGUUCUGGAUGCACCAGUGCCUAAAAGUGAUGACCUACAGUUUGGUGUUGUACCUAGGCUACCUGGUCUUAAGUUUUUUGGGCUCAAUUAUUUUUGGUUUAUAGAGUUUUGUUUGAAAGUUUUCCGCCAUGUUUGAUUUUUCUGGGACAACCCCACUCUGAAGAGUUUUAAUUUAAACAGAGUUUCUAAAGCCAAAUAGAAUUAUCGCUUACUACGAAUGACACGUCUUCAUUCAGUGAACGCUACCAUAUAAUGCGUUAAUUUCCCUCCCCGCAGACGAACGCGGGUGAUGUUAUCCAUUUGUCGCGGUAAACAUGUUAAGAUGUAUUUUUUUAAACUGUUAAGCCACGCCCCUAAGCUAAAAAAGCUAUUGCUCUUAGGUAGUGCGGUAUCUAGUUGGAGCGCAGCGGCGAUCAAUCUUUAAUCGCAAGCUUCAGUAUAUUUUUAAUGCAUUUUCAAAAAUACAAGACAAUCUUAUAGGAAAAAUGGUUUUGACAUUUUUGAGUUUUAAACCACGGACGAGUAAAAAAAGAAGGACUCCGCGCCGUGAUAUUAGCAAGUGAAGCACCGUUAUGCUAGUGUGUGUGCAGUUACUGGGGAUACUAGUUACACAAUUUUUUCUCCCUUAAAUAAUCAUAUAUGGCCACAAAUACUUAUUUAGUAAUGUUUUUACAUUUUUUCACAACGCACGACGGCAUUUUUUGAAUAUUUUAUUGACGCAAACUGAUCUAUCACAGACGAUGACAAUUCUCAUAAUGACCGCCUGUCGGCCUGUAGUAGUGUGUGCGUGCGUGCUAUUAUGUAUUUACAUGUUAAUCGGCUUGUUUUGGUGCUACACUGUUAUGUAAGGUGACACGUAGUCCUUAUUUUUUUACUGGUUUUUUUUUAAUUUAGUUGUUAAUAAUAGUGCAGGUAUUAUUUAGUUAAAGUUUGGAAAAAGAUUAGGGGCAUUUGCAUUUCUAUUUUUUAAGUUUUAGUCUAAUUAAUUAGUUUUUAAGUACUUAGUAGGUACCUAUUCGUUCGGUUUUUAAGUACUUAUCUAAUUAUAUGAAGACAAUUUGUUACUAUUAAGUGAUUCUUCAAUUCAGGGAUUAAAUAUUAAAAAUAAUUUUCAUUUCUCAUACUCGGAAAUUAAUGUUGUUUUGAUCUGAUUAUUGGGUGAAAAAUGCUGCUUGCCUCCAUAGAGAGGGAAAAACUCAUAUAAAAUACUUCCCAACUAAGGGCCGGAGUGAACUUUAAAAUUAGAACUGCUGUCAGCUGUGAGGUUUUUUAUGUAAAAACAAAACUAAAUUAAAAAAAUGCAGCGGCCAUGUGACUUUCUAAGCAGCCAGUGUGAACUUAGCGCAAUCUUCUUUGAGCGGAAUAAGCCGCAACUUUUACGCGGUGAGUUACAUAUUUAAAAUUUAAAAAGUCGACACAAAUUGGCGGGAUACUAAUCUGUGCUCAGAGAAACAACUAGUUUUAUUUUCCUCAUAUUCGAAAUGAAUAGUAGAGUUUUUAACACGGGUAAAAGAAUCAAUUCUUUCUCGGGCUAUAGAACCCUAAAAGAAAGUCUAUAUGCCACGGGAAUUGAUUGUUUCGACCCUCGGUUAACAAUCUACUAUUUUAUACAUGAACUACGUUAAUAUUAUGUUAGCUUCUUUGAAGGUAUUUGAAUAUUAAGCCACUAGCUAAGAUGAAUGUCUCAAGUUGUAGGCAGUCGAAAGAAGCCAUACCUGCACUUUUGCCCAAACUGACACGUAGACUUAUCAGCCUCAACAGACAUGACAUCUGUAUAAUGGUGGGCACUGGAAUAUGCGGAGGUGGCCAACCAACGGGCAAAAACCUUAACUAAUACGAGGUCGCUCCAGGAAGUCUGCGAACACCCCAAGAAUGUUCUGAACUUCUGGAUGGAGCUGGGCUGGUUGGAGUAACUAGCCAAUACUGCACGCAAAAUGGACCCAUACUUGUGGUUUAAUUGCGGAAACAGGAGCCCCUAUACUAUACCACUAGCUAACGCAGACAUUGAAAAAUCAAAUUUGAUCACACAUUAUCGGGGUGGCAAGUCGUCUUUUCCCUAAUAUAUCAUUUUAGUACUUAUGACAAACUUCAUAAGUAUUUGAUUAAUUUAUUUUUUCGCAAGUGUUUAAGUUCUUGCAAAAAAAUCCUCAAAAUAUAAUUAAUUACUUACUUAUUAAUUUUUCCUCAGGUAGGUAGGUAAGUAAUAUUAAGAAGGCAACUUUAAGAUAGAUUUCGAUGUAGUAGGUAUUAUUAUAUACUAGAUUGAUAAGCGUUUAUGUAAGUUGUACUGUGAUAAAUAAAAUCAAUAAACCA